Vigna umbellata (rice bean) is the source of this 841-nucleotide messenger RNA. Its product is annotated as iron-sulfur cluster assembly protein 1-like. The record is from RefSeq and is a predicted model, not a curated record. Gene Ontology annotation, biological process: iron-sulfur cluster assembly. Gene Ontology annotation, molecular function: iron-sulfur cluster binding; iron ion binding. Lineage: Eukaryota; Viridiplantae; Streptophyta; Magnoliopsida; Fabales; Fabaceae.
UUCCCACUUUCUUGGCUUUCUCUCUGGUGUCGGGUGGAAGGGAAAAUCAAGAUGCUGAGACUGGGCGCAAAGAGGGUUUUAGGAACGACGUCGUUGGGCGCUAGGGUUUCGGCGCGGUUAUACCACGAGCGGGUUGUGGAUCAUUAUGACAAUCCCCGGAAUGUUGGAUCUUUCGACAAGAGCGACCCGAGCGUUGGGACGGGUUUGGUCGGGGCACCGGCUUGCGGUGAUGUCAUGAAGCUCCAGAUUAAGGUCGACGACAAAACCGGAAAAAUCGUCGAUGCUCGAUUCAAGACUUUUGGGUGUGGCUCUGCCAUUGCUUCUUCCUCCGUCGCUACUGAGUGGGUGAAGGGAAAGCAAAUGGAGGAAGUUCUGUCCAUAAAAAAUACUGAGAUUGCAAAGCAUCUUUCACUUCCACCAGUUAAGCUCCACUGCAGCAUGCUUGCUGAAGAUGCCAUCAAAGCGGCUGUUAAGGAUUAUGAAGCUAAGCGUGCUAAGGCAACUGCUAGCGGAGAGGCGGCAACAGAAGAGGCGGCAGCCACUGCAUGAUUUCUUUCGUGUACACAAUGUUGAUGAAGACAACCGUUUGUUUGUUUGUUAAUUCUGUUAAUCAGUUACCAAACGAAGAAUACACCUUAACUCAAGACAUUUUGUCGGAGUUAUUCAGCCAGUGUGUAUUCACAUUAUGUGUAAAGUAAAUAUUUGAGACCCCGGUUAUGAUUUGUUAUCUGCUCGGUAUGUAUUCCAGUAGUUCAAUUAUUAACUGUGUACGCAUACAAUAAAGCAUAUCGGAAUUUUUGGAAGUCCCUCAAUACAAUUAAGCGAAUAGCGUGAUAUUUUC